Molecule: messenger RNA, 7678 nt
Organism: Coregonus sp. 'balchen'
Lineage: Eukaryota; Metazoa; Chordata; Actinopteri; Salmoniformes; Salmonidae
Source: the annotation of a GenBank genome assembly
CUGUACGAACUGGACAGUGACCCAAAUCGGAAGGAGUUCCUUGAUGAACUGUUUGUGUAUAUGCAGAAACGAGGUAAAGCUUCUUUCUUCACCGAGCAUUGUUCUGUAAAGCCAGUUCUGCUUUAGUGGAAAACAUUGUACUGGGAUUCCUCACUUUAGAUUUGUACAUUUGAAACUCCAUAAAAUGUAAUGUGAUCCAUUUCCUCUUUCAGUUCUGUUCUGGACAGAGUUUUUCAGUAAGGAUCUUAACCUUAAGUCCUAGGAGUCAUGUCUGGGGGGUUUGAGUCCCCUCCUAAGCAAAUAACCCUUUUACCAACAGUUUCCUGAAAUAACUCCAGCCACAUUUUUUGACUGAAUUCAUAAGAAAAUAAUCAACAUCGCACAUAUACACAAUUUAACCAUCUAUUCAUGGUUUUAUGAAUGCAAUAUAAAAAAAAGACUUGCAGUAAUUAAACUGUGGUUAGACAGUUUUAAAAUCCUCCAAUUCAAAUAUAUGUCAGCUGUAAUCAAAGCUAUGGUCAUUCUUUCCAGCUUACAAUAAUUUACCAACUAGCCUGGCAUUUAGCAGACGCUCUUAUCCAGAGUGACUUACAGGAGCAAUUAGGGUUUAAGUGCCUUGCUCAAGGGCACAUCGGCAGAUUUUUCCACCUAGUCGGCUCAGGGAUUAGAACCAGCGACCUUUCGGUUACUGCCACAACGCUCUUAACCACUAAGCUACCUGCUCUCUUAACCACUAAGCUACCUGCUCUCUUAACCACUAAGCUACCUGCUCUCUUAACCACUAAGCUACCUGCUCUCUUAACCACUAAGCUGCCUGCUCUCUUAACCACUAAGCUACCUGCUCUCUUAACCACUAAGCUACCUGCUCUCUUAACCACUAAGCUACCUGCUCUCUUAACCACUAAGCUACCUGCUCUCUUAACCACCAAGCUACCUGCUCUCUUAACCACUAAGCUACCUGCUCUCUUAACCACUAAGCUACCUGCUCUCUUAACCACUAAGCUACCUGCUCUCUUAACCACUAAGCUACCUGCUCUCUUAACCACUAAGCUACCUGCUCUCUUAACCACCAAGCUACCUGCUCUCUUAACCACUAAGCUACCUGCUCUCUUAACCACUAAGCUACCUGCUCUCUUAACCACUAAGCUACCUGCUCUCUUAACCACUAAGCUACCUGCUCUCUUAACCACUAAGCUACCUGCUCUCUUAACCACUAAGCUACCUGCUCUCUUAACCACUAAGCUACCUGCUCUCUUAACCACUAAGCUACCUGCUCUCUUAACCACUAAGCUACCUGCUCUCUUAACCACCAAGCUACCUGCUCUCUUAACCACUAAGCUACCUGCUCUCUUAACCACUAAGCUACCUGCUCUCUUAACCACUAAGCUACCUGCUCUCUUAACCACUAAGCUACCUGCUCUCUUAACCACUAAGCUACCUGCUCUCUUAACCACUAAGCUACCUGUCGCCCAAAUGUGCCCACUCUGGUAUUGGCACGUGAUCUCUAGCCAACAGCUCACCGAUACAGUGUAGGCUACCUACAGUGCCUUCACACCUUCAUAUUUUCAAGCAUUGUGGUGGCUGCAUCAUGUUAUGGGUAUGCUUGUCAUAAGCAACAACCAAUUUGACAGAGCCUGAAUAAUUCAGACAAUAAUAAUAAUAAUAAUAAUAAUGUGCAAACAUAGUACAAACCAUGUGUGCAAAGCUCUUAGAGACUUACCCAGAAAGACUCACAGCUGUAAUCGCCGCCAAAGGUGAUUCUAACCUUAUUGACCCAGGGGUGUGAAAUACUUUAAGUAAUGUGAUUUCACAACCGCCGAGGGCUUUUGGAGUUGCCUAUAUAUGCGACCGAGCAAAAUAAUAGGCCUACACUUGAUUUAGGCUACAUUAUAGCAUGCUAAAUGUUUCUGAUCAGUGAUAGAUGAGGUCAUGUAGUAUAUGUGGACACCUGCUCGUCGAACAUCUCAUUCCAAAGUCAUGGGCGUUAAUAUGGAGUUGGUCCCCCCCUUUGCUGCUAUAACAGCCUCCACUCUUUUGGGAAGGCUUUCCACUAGAUGUUGGAACAUUGCUACGGGGGUUUGCUUCCAUUCAGCCACAAGAACAUUAUGUUGUACGAUUAGGCCUGGCUCGCAGUCAGCGUUCCAAUUCAUCCCAAAGGUGUUCGAUGGGGUUGAAGUCAGGGCUCUGUGCAGGCCAGUCUUCCACACCGAUCUCGACAAACCAUUUCUGUAUGGACCUCGCUUUGUGCACGGGAGAAUUGUCAUGCUGAAACAGGAAAGGGCCUUCCCCAAACUGUUUCCACAAAGUUGGGAGCACAGAAUGGUCUAGAAUGUAAUUGUAUGCUGUAGUGUUAAGAUGUCCCUUCACUGGAACUAAGGGGCCUAGCCUGAACCAUGAAAAACAGCCCCAGACCAUUAUUCCUCCUCCACCAAACUUUACAGUUGGCACUAUGCAUUCGGGCAGGUAGCGUUCUCCUGGCAUCCGCCAAACCCAGAUUCGUCCGUCGGACUGCCAGAUGGUGAAGCGUGAUUCAUCACUCCAGAGAACGCAUUUCCACUGCUCCAGAGUCCAAUGGCGGCGAGCUUUACACAUCACUCCAGCCGACGCUUGGCGUUGCGCAUGGUGAUCUCAGGCUUGUGUGCUGAGCCGUUGUUGCUCCUAGAUGUUUCCACUUCACAAUAACAGCACUUAAAGUUGACCGGGGCAGUUCUAGCAGGGCAGGAAUUUUGACAAACUGACUUGUUGGAAAGGUGGCAUCCUAUGACGGUGCUGCGUUAAGUCACUGAGCUCUUCAGUAAGGCCAUUCUACUGCCAAUGUUUGUCUAUGGAGAUCGCAUGGCUGUGUGCUACAUUUGAUGUGGCUGAAAUAGCCGAAUCCACUAAUUUGAAGGUGUCCACAUACUUUUGUAUAUACCUUGAAAUAAUGGUAGGGGUGUGGAUCAGAACCAGUCAGUAUGUGGCGGUCCUUACAUUUUGUCAGCCGGUUAUUGUCAUACAAAAAACUGCCGGUUUCACAGUAAUUGACCGUUAAUUAACAUAAACACUUUAUCUCCAGGCCUCCACGCAUACAAACCGCUGAUCCGCGCUUUUUGGAACAUCUACAUUAAAAAAAAAAAAAAGUUGAAUAAAUCAAUUUAAUAUACACCAUCACAAUAAAUCCAUUAUUUAUUUUAGGGAGGUCUAAAACAUUAUAUGAAGAACAUUUAUUUCAGAAGAACAGAAUGAGCCCUACUAUAUGGGCGGCAGGUAGCUUAGUGGGUAAGAGCGUUGUGCCAGUAACCGAAAGGUCGCUGGUUCUAAUCCCCGAGCCGACUAGGUGAAAAAUCUGUCUGUGCCCUUAAGCAAGGCACUUAACCCUAAUUGCUGAUGUAAGUCGCUCUGGAUAAGAGCGUCUGCUAAAUGACUAAAAUGUAAAUGUAAUUGUAGCCAAACCAAUAUCCAAACAGAGAUUCAGUGGAGAAAAAAAAUGGACAUUGAUUGUUUCAAAGCAGCGCGAAGCGUUGCUGAAUUAGUUUACCACAUGCGGGUAGGUGCUUCAAAUGUAUUAUAACAAUUGGAUGACUUUAGGAGUUUUGAUGCCUUCGAUAGGAUUAGCAGACUUUAUUCCAAUACAUUCAGUGGUCUUUUAGUCUUCAACACUGGGUUAAAUAGGUGUUAUGAACCUGACGUAUUACUGGAGCUAGAUAAAACAGACUUUACUGUACAACCUACCGCGUUUUGGAAACAAUGAACUGUCAGAAUGGUAUUUAUGUUCAGCGUUAGGAAGUCUGACCUCAUUUUAAAUCAAAUCCUGCUGCCUAAAUCUUGGCCCCAUAGGCAUUGAGUGACUCCUUCCAUCUUGGAUCUGUAGACGCAUGUAGAGCAAAUGAAACUGGGCAUCUCCAGGUCAACCGUAUCCCCAUCAUGAUAUCUGCCACCAUCUUGGAUCCCUAAUAAAUACAAAUACCCUUGUUUUUUUUGUUUGUUUUUUUAAACAAAAUUGAUAUAAUUGAUAAGAUCACAGACUCAGUCAUACACACAGAUCCUGCAUCUCUACCCUUGUAAAGUACAAUCAAACUUAGUCACAAUAUGCAAACUUAAAAAUAGAUAUAUGACUGGAGACAUGCAAAAUGAAACAGCAUUUAUUCAUCCGUUUCAUUUGGAACGGUCUGUUUUUGAAAGCAUAUUAAGGAACAAUUCUCAUCUCCAUUGUGAGGCAUAUUUACAGUUAUCCAAUCAGCUCAGCCCAAAUCUGACUGAUUUUAGUUAUUACCUGUAUCCAAGUGCAUUGCUGGAUAAUUCUCUCUGCAAAACCAUCACCAUGAAAAAGCAUAAUCCUUGCCUACCCCAGUCACGGUUAUUCAAGUCUUUUUAAUGUGAACAAUCGGUCUGGUCACCUCUCUUGGCAAGGGCAUCAAAGUCUGGUGUCAUCUUUGAUGUAGAGAUUCUCAGAACAGCUGACAAGUGGUCAUUUGUUCAAUUUGACCUGUGACGGGAUUUGUUGUAAUUCAUAACUGAGAACGUCUGUUCUCACAUAUGUGGACCCGAAUAAAACAAGCAGCCUUUGUGGGUGCUUUUUAAUGUUUGGAAACGUUUGUUUCAUUCAGUGAGCCGUAGAACUGGUCUAUUGUUGCUGUUUUGUACUUCUCCUUCAAAGCACUGUAACGUUGGAUGUUGAUGAGCUCCAACUGUGUGUCUUGGUGGUGCUUUCUCACUGUCGAAAGACAGAGGGCAUCAUACAAGCUCUAGCUCAGUCUCAAUCUUGGGUGAAGUCUGAGAAGCGGCGGGUAAACUCAGCAUGCAGGUCGAUCAAAGUGCUACUGUACGUCUCAGUGCGGCGUUCAGUGCGGCUCUGCGAUGUGGACGCGUUCAGUGCGAGAGAGACCGGCUGCUCAUUUGUCUGGAGAACAACAUAAAGUUUGGCCUUGAAUGCUUUCACGUUGGAAUACAGUUCAUGCACAAAAACACAAUUUCCCUGCAGUUUCACAUUUAGAUCGUUCAGAUGCCCCAAUAUGUCCACACCGAAAGCAAAGUCGCCCAGACAGUCUGUGUCUUUCAACUCUGAGAAGUCGUCAGCUUUACCAACCAUAUCAAGGAACAUACCUAUCUCCCCUUUCAGUUCCCACACGGAGAAAUACCUUUCCCAGGCGUAGCCAUCGCACAUUUGAAUGGUACAACAAGUCCUGGUGCUCUGCCUCUGUGUCAUUGACAAGCUGAAUGAAUUGACGAUGGUUAAGCCCCCUUGCCCGUAUGAAGUUGACAAGUUUUACAACCACUUUGACAACAUUUUCCAGUUUUAGCAUGCUUGCUUGAAAAAUGACGAUUGAGAUUAUAUUCCUUAAAAACGGCAACGCUUUCUUGGCAUGUCAGACAUAUACCGCCUUUUGUCCAAUAUUUGUUAAACAUUUAUUUUUCUGUCCAUUCUUUCUUUAAACACACGACAUUGAGUCCACUUUUCUCAUUUUCGCAGCACUCAUUUUUCACGUCAAAAGUCGUCAAGCAAUGAAGUGGCUAUGAUGACUGAGCGCAUUCUGAAUCUGACUGUAGGCCCAAAUACAGACCAGGCUACUGGGCCAUCUAUUGGAGGUUGCUUGUAUAUCACGGAAUUAGUAAUUUUAGGGCAAAAAAUCGUAACUCCUAUUUAAUACAUCUAGUUUCAACUCUUCUACCUGUUUUUACCCUUCUCUCCAGGCACCCCGGUCAACCGCAUACCCAUCAUGGCUAAGCAGGUGCUGGACCUGUACAUGCUCUACAAACUGGUGACUGAGAAGGGUGGGCUGGUGGAGGUCAUUAACAAGAAGAACUGGAGAGAGAUCACUAGAGGACUCAACCUGCCCACCUCCAUCACCUCCGCAGCCUUCACCCUCCGCACCCAGUGAGUCUACUACACUUGGGCAUUAGGCAUCAAACGGAAGGAAAUGCUCUGAAAAUUUAGUUAAACGGGGAGGUAAUCAGUAAAUGGUCUUUGUGUUCAAAAGGAUUGGCCUGAGCAAGAUUUAGCUAAUUUGCGGCGUAGGUGUGCUCAUCUUCAAUUAAAUGAGAAGUGUGAAAAGCUAAUUUAGAGGUCCGUGAAGCUGCUCAGGACCUAGCUAGGCCAAUCACCUCAUGAUGGGGAAAGUACUUCUAAAUACAAAAAAAAUACAAAAAUCCAACCACUGCCUCAUCCUAUGUCCACCCAGGUAUAUGAAGUACCUGUACCCAUACGAGUGUGAGAAGAAGGGGCUGAGCUCUCCAGGCAAGCUCCAGGCUGCUAUAGACGGUAACCGGAGGGAAGGCCGAAGACCCAGCUACAGCAACAACCUGUACCACUUCUCCCCCUCCACCGCCCCUGGCCACCCACACCACUCCCUCCUCUCUCCCCCCAAGAUGCCUCUCUACUCCUCAGCCGGUCACAACGACCUGCACACCUCCCCCAGCCCAUCUCUGAAGAGAUCCGCAGGUGCUCUUGCGUUUUUUAUUUUUUUACACAUAAAUGUUUUUGUUAUGUAGUUAGGAAAUCAUCUGUUGUUUCACCUAACUGUGACCGCUGCUGUCACCAACAUGUGACGACCUUGUGAUGGGCUACGUAGUUUUGACACCACAUUUAUAAAAAGUAAACGUGCUAUUAUGGCGCCCUCUACUGUCAGAUUAAUUCAGACCUGAUCACUCGCCAUCCAAAUAACAUGCACCUGAUAAGUGAACAAAUGACUGACCGUGUUUUUAAAAAAAUCUAAUCUAAUGGCCUUGUUUUGAAAACAUUGAUACAUGUUGAAUAUUUGAAGAGUGACACACUAAUCUGUAAAAAAAUAAAAAUAUUCCCCCUCUGUUCUCCUCUUCCACUCUGUUCCCUCUCAGAGGAGAUGUCGACCCCCAUGCCGCCAAGCCGCCUACCCAUGACCCAUGCUCUCUCCCUGGGGCAACAGCUAGCCCAGGUCGCCAACCUGGAGCACCUCCGAGAGAAACUGGAGAGAGGAGGAGGAGGAGGAGGAGGAGAGGGCCCAGACAGGAAGAUGGCCCGCUUGACCAUGGAGGAACAGCAGAGACUGAUGCAACAGGCCUUCCAACAGAACCUGCUGGCUAUGGCCUCUCACUUCAACCCCGGCAUGAAGCAGCUCAAACUCAUCAACAACAACGGACACGGUCAGUACUGGGCUGGGUGUUUUUGGCUACCAAUUAUUGUCAUAUUGUACCACUUACAUAGUCAGAUCUAACCUGAUCUCAGAUCUGUUUGUGCUCUUUCCAACUCCAUUGCAUUCAUUGUCAAGCCAAACACGUUUACCCACAUCAGUUAAUUCUAAACAUGAACUCUGACUGUGUCAUUCCUCUUUGUCCCACCUCAGAGAGUACCGGUAAGCAGGACCUGUCUCUCAGUAUCUCCAGUAACGGGGCUGCCAGCAUCAGUGUGUCUGUGGAGGUCAAUGGAACUCAAUACUCAGGUUAGUAAAUGAUGCUGCAAUAUUCUUUUUUUAUUCUUGAGCCAUUUUAGACCGGUCCAGAAACGAUUCCUAGCACUUUACUCCUAGCCCAUUACUCCACUACCGACUUACCAAAUGUGUUCUUGUCUCCCCCUGUAGGAAUGCUGUUUGCCCAGAACACUCCUGGUGCACCCUCUGUGACGUCUGAGACCAUGCCUCCUACUGGACAGAGUGGUUGUGGUGUCCUUUCCUCCUCUCAAAGCCCUUCCUCCACGUCCUCCUCUUCCUCCAAGGGGCCCAACUGA